Messenger RNA from Dryobates pubescens (Downy woodpecker), 5368 nucleotides. RefSeq names its product zinc finger protein 143 (gene ZNF143). Bases 1469 to 3379 code for a protein of 636 amino acids. Gene Ontology annotation, cellular component: transcription regulator complex; PcG protein complex. NCBI's taxonomy places the organism in Eukaryota, Metazoa, Chordata, Aves, Piciformes, Picidae. The transcript has 16 exons. The record is from RefSeq and is a predicted model, not a curated record. Gene Ontology annotation, molecular function: RNA polymerase II cis-regulatory region sequence-specific DNA binding; DNA-binding transcription factor activity, RNA polymerase II-specific. Gene Ontology annotation, biological process: regulation of transcription by RNA polymerase II.
UGCAUGCAUUUUGGCUUAAGCUGAACUGAUCACGUUUUUGAACUGGAUUGCUGUAAUUUGGCUUCAUUUUGAGUGCAGGAUGAUGAUCUUUCCUUGCUUCUGUGUUUUAAGUCUUGGCCUUAAGAGUUUUGGGUUAAAAGAUGUUCAGCAUAGGUGGAGUGUUUUAGAAACCGUAAACUCUGAAGAGUCUUUUAUCAGGCAAGUGUAAAACUUUGUUUUCCAAAGCAUAGGGCUCAGAUGCAUUUGGGUGUGUUUCCACACAGAAAGUAAAACAAUGCAUUCCUGAUAAUCAGGGCAAUUCUUCCAGUUUCAAGCAUUGUAAUGGACAGAAGACCUGACUUGUCUCAGUACUUUUGUAGACCAAAUACUUCAUUGCUUUUUUCCCCAUCUGCAUUUUGAUGUGUACUCUCAUCCUUGAUCACCUCCACAAAUUCUGCUUCUCACACCUUUUGUAGCUCCUUCUGCCUCUGAUAUGCAUAUGUACAUAAUACAGCAUCCCAGGCCAACCUUUGCCUUUCCUUGCCACUGCCUUUUUGUUUUUUCUUCUGUAUUGUCAUAGCUCUUGCAUGUUUCUACAGCUCCACCACAUGCCUUCUACAUUAAUAGGUGGGCCAUUCAUUUUUCAUCUCUUCGCUGCUACAAGGGUAUUGAUGCACCUGGUAAAGAGAACACCAAUUUGGUGUACCUUGUGCUACAAAAAAAUCUCAAAUGAUGGGAAGAAGAUUUCUGCUUAGCUUAUGGAUACCUCAGGUUGAUUGUGAUCCUAACAGAUGGAUCAUUCUCUGGAAUUCGAGAACUCAGCUCUGAAACACAAGUUCUUUUUAAGUUGAAGUGUUCUUAAAUAAUGUUCUGAGGAUGGAGUGAAGACUAAGGGAGGAGCCUGACCUAUGCCUUGGCACAAAGACCCCAUGUUUUUUGGGGAGGGAAGGGGAAGAAACCUUAUUCGUCCAUCAUGGCACCAUGGGGUUUAUAGAGUUCUACUGGUAGUUAAGCUUGUAUCUUGAUUUGCUUUCAGUAGUAUUUGCUGAAGGAAUAUGGGUUUAGUCCUCUUGAUCAGUGCUAUGCACACCAGGAAUAGUUAAUCAGUUACUCAAAACCAGAAUUGGACUAAAUUAGUGAACACUUCCAGUGACUGCUAAUAUUUUCUGGGUUAUACUGCUUUUUUUAAUUGUAUAACAAGAUUGUACUUUGUUCCAUUAAGGUAACACUUGGUAAAUAAAUUCUCAGGUUUGAAGGGAAUUUGCAGUUCCAACUAGCUGACAUCAGAGUAACACUUAGAACUACUUUGUGCUUACAUCAGCAAAGUACUUAGCACUUUCCUCAAGCUGUCUUUUAUUGUCUGCUGAAUACUUUCCUCUGUAUACUUUUUGAAAGGAAAAUUGUGUUACCUGCUUAAUGCUCUUGGGCUUAAUUUCUGAUGACAGAAUUCUCUAGAAUUGGAAGAUGGGUCUGCAUUUGCAAGUAGACAAUGUUAUUAGCUCAGAUAAAUCGAGAUUCUCAGGGAAUGACUGAAUUUUCUGGUGGCGGAAUGGAGGCCCAGCAUGUGACUCUCUGUCUAACAGAAGCUGUAGCUGUGCAAGAUGGUGACAACUUAGAAAACAUGGAAGGUGUAAGUUUGCAAGCAGUUACCCUUGCUGAUGGCUCCACUGCUUACAUACAGCACAACUCUAAAGAUGGUAAAUUAAUGGAUGGCCAGGUGAUUCAAUUAGAAGAUGGUUCUGCUGCUUAUGUUCAACAUGUACCCAUGCCUAAAAGCAGGGACAGCUUGCGUCUGGAAGACGGACAAGCAGUUCAGCUGGAAGAUGGAACAACAGCAUUUAUUCAUCACACCUCAAAAGACAGCUAUGACCAGAGCGCAUUGCAAGCAGUCCAGCUGGAGGAUGGAACUACUGCCUACAUUCACCACACAGUGCAGAUGCCACAGUCAGAUACCAUUUUAGCCAUUCAAGCUGAUGGCACAGUGGCAGGUCUUCAUACCGGAGACGCUGCCAUUGACCCAGAUACCAUCAGUGCUUUGGAGCAAUAUGCAGCCAAGGUAUCUAUUGAUGGAAAUGACACUGUUAGUGGCACAGGAAUGAUAGGUGAAAAUGAACAAGAUAAAAAAAUGCAGAUUGUCUUGCAAGGACAUGGAACAAGAAUGACUGCAAAAUCUCAGCAGAGUGGAGAGAAAGCCUUUCGCUGUGAUUACGAUGGCUGUGGAAAACUGUACACAACAGCUCAUCAUCUUAAGGUACAUGAAAGGUCACACACAGGAGACAGACCAUAUCAGUGUGAACAUCCUGGAUGUGGCAAAGCCUUUGCAACAGGGUAUGGGUUAAAAAGUCAUGUCCGAACACACACUGGUGAAAAGCCUUAUAGGUGCACAGAGGAAAAUUGUACCAAGUCAUUCAAGACUUCAGGAGACCUGCAGAAACAUAUUCGAACCCACACAGGUGAAAGGCCAUUUAAGUGUCCGUUUGAAGGAUGUGGCAGGUCAUUCACAACUUCUAAUAUUAGAAAGGUUCACAUCAGGACACAUACAGGCGAAAGGCCUUAUUACUGUACAGAGCCAGGAUGUGGGAGAGCUUUUGCCAGUGCAACUAAUUAUAAGAAUCAUGUGAGAAUACACACAGGAGAGAAGCCUUAUGUCUGUACAGUUCCUGGUUGUGAUAAACGUUUCACAGAGUAUUCCAGUUUAUACAAACAUCAUGUUGUACAUACUCAUUCCAAACCAUACAACUGCAAUCACUGUGGGAAAACAUACAAGCAGAUUUCUACACUUGCUAUGCACAAGCGGACAGCACACAAUGACACAGAGCCCAUUGAAGAAGAACAAGAGGCUUUUUUUGAGCCACCUCCAGGUCAAGGUGAAGAUGUUCUCAAAGCCUCAGAGAUAACCUAUGUGACAGGUGUAGAGGAAGAUGUAAUUUCUGCACAGGUUGCUACAGUUACUCAGUCAGGGUUAGGUCAACAAGUAGCACUAAUAUCCCAGGAUGGGACCCAACACGUCAACAUAUCCCAGGCAGAUAUGCAGGCCAUUGGCAAUACUAUCACUAUGGUAACACAAGAUGGCACCACCAUCACAGUUCCUGCCCACGAUGCUGUCAUUUCUUCUGCAGGAACACAUUCUGUAGCAAUGGUUACUGCAGAAGGCACUGAAGGGCAGCAGGUUGCUAUUGUGGCUCAAGACUUAGCAGCAUUUCAUAGUGCCUCAUCAGAAUUGGGACAUCAGCAACACGGGCACCAUUUAGUGGCUACAGAAACUAGACCUGUUACGUUGUUGGCUACAUCCAAUGGAACACAAAUUGCAGUACAGCUUGGAGAGCAACAGUCUCUGGAAGAAGCCAUUAGAAUAGCCUCCAGAAUACAACAGGGUGAAACACCAGGGCUUGAUGAUUAACUUCUAAAACUGCUACAAGAACAAUAGAGCAAAAGGUAUUUUAUUUUCAAUCAACAAAGGUCCAUACCAGCAGCAACCCAUAAAAAACUUUGAAGUUCCCCGCUCACUGAUACUGUGUACACAUUUUAUGCAAGAGCGAAGAACGUUUUGUAAGUUUUGUGUACAUAACCCUUGGAAUGGACUGACAUCAUCUACUUCCAACCGUUGUAUAUUCAGGAAUAUGGAAUUAGGAGUAUAUAGUAAAUUUCCUUGUUAGCAGAUUUCAGACUGGUCUACAAGCAAGUGAGAAAUUCAGUACAAGAACUGGAAUUAAUUUUUACUGUCAUGUACAAAUAAUGAAGGCAUUACCGAAGAUUUAAAAUACUUAAAUUACUAUUGAAAAACAAUCAUAUGUUCAGGAACCCUUACAAGUAAUAAAGAUGACAGAGCCUUUUGAAUUGCAUUCCAUAAAUGGGGAAAAAAAGUCUUGGAUUUUGAGCCUACUGUAAAUCUUUGUGUUUUGAUUUGUUUCAUGCAGGUUUCAAUACUCUUUAGAUUAUUGACCCUAUCUCAUUCAUUGUAAAUACUGACUGUUAAUGCUGGAAGUGCUAAUUAUAUUAUCUUUAAAAUUGGAUUAUGUACAAAGGAGAAACUUUGGUUGUUCACUAUUAAAGGAAGUAAAUCUAAUGAUUUUGUUUCUUUACAUGUUUUACUGGAGAUGUUGCUCUCAAAUUAUUAUGCAAUAAAAUAUAGCAGGAUUGUAUUGUCUAGGUAGGAUGGUAUUGUCAUGUGACGUACUGGUUUAGUUUUUAAGGAGACUGAGGUUCAAAUUAUUUAUUUACAGCCUUGUAUAGUUUUUUUCCAAAGUUAAUUUAUCAUAAAUUUAACAUUUUGACUUACUCAUUUUGAUCAUAAUCCACUACAGUGUAUAGAGUAAUUUGCUUUAAUAGUUAUUUUAAACAUUCUAAAACACUACAAGAACUAUUUGAAACAGUAAUUAGCAAACUGAUUUUGACUAAAAGGUAAACUACCUGUUUUCAGGAGGAUGCUUUUCAGAUGGUGUAUUUGCAGCGCAAGUACUAGCAGUCUAUUUUCAGCAGUUCUGAGUGCCUGCUGCUACUAUUCAGUACCUAGGAUAUGCUGAUAUCAGUGCAUUUGAAAAUCAGGACACAAGUUACUAGGAAAAAAGGGAUUAAUUAAUGAUGAUGUAAGUACAAUGCUCCUCUACACCUACCAUUAUGCAAAGGGGAAAAAAAAAUCUGUUGUAAAUAUGUCUAACAUACAGUAAAACAAUUUUUUUAUAUAUGAAAAAUGUCUUUACUCUUGUCUUGUUAGUAGGCUUGUUUAGCAAGUUAAAUUUUUUUUUGGCUUCAUGUAAGGUUCAGUGCUUACUUUACGUGAGUGUCAAGAGCACUUCUGAAAGUGAAGCCUCUCCUUUUACCUUCUCAAGGGAAGGUUUAAACAUCUUCGGAUGAAGUGUUACUCAAGUGAUCAUUUUAUAAGUAUUGUGAGGUAUGCAUUUCACAUAAAAAUGAGUCCAUAACUAUAUACCUUGAGGUAACUGACCUCAAAAAGGCCAAGUUUGAAUAGAAUGAAAAUAAUUUAUUGUGAAUUUGAGUGCGUUGCAGCCUUUUAUGUUUCUUGUACAGAUGACUAACUGAGAAGUGCAGUGCAAGAAUGCAGUACUGUGGGAUAGAUGUGGACAAAGCAAAGACUGUUCUCUGGAUCCAUUACAAAGUAAAACUCAGAAACUUGUAAUUUUUGUAUAGGAUUGAGGCUGCUUGCUCACUUAGGUGCCAGUUUUCCUUAAGUGUUGUAAUUCUUGAUAUCACAUGGAGAUAAAUGUACUAUGCAAGGAGGAUUAAUUGCCUGUCAACUAGAUCAGUUUCUUAGUACUUAUCACCUUUUAGAAAUUAAAGAUGUAUCAUUUGACAUGAACGUUCAAGGGGUUUUUUCUUACAUUUUAUUGCUGAUAGUUUCUGGAAACAAUGUCUGGAAUGGUGGCUUUAA